AUGAUGAGUGUGAAGGGCAUGGUUACAGCCUUGGCUGGGGUAUUCUGUGCUACAACUGUUCAAGAUUUCCCCAUGUUCAAAGGAGGAUGCUGUCUUUGCAUAGGCCCUGGAGUAAAAGCAGUGUAAGUGGCAGAUGUUGAGAAAGCUACCAUAAUUUACCCAAGUAACAACUGUGACAAAAUAGAAGUGAUUAUCACCCUGAGAGCACAGAAAGGAGAAAGAUGUCUUCAAUCCCAAAUUGAAGCAAGCAUUAUAAUCAAGGUUAUUGUAGAGAUUAAAGAGAGAAAACAUGAAAUCCCUGAAACCCAUAAAGUGAAUAAAGAUCAGAUAUUUAUGUUCAUGCCUUAA
This is a messenger RNA of Canis lupus familiaris (dog), 348 nucleotides long. RefSeq names its product C-X-C motif chemokine ligand 11 (gene CXCL11). The transcript has 5 exons. Lineage: Eukaryota; Metazoa; Chordata; Mammalia; Carnivora; Canidae. Gene Ontology annotation, molecular function: chemokine activity. The record is from RefSeq and is a predicted model, not a curated record. Gene Ontology annotation, biological process: immune response. Gene Ontology annotation, cellular component: extracellular region.